Messenger RNA from Rotaria sordida, 276 nucleotides. The record is from the annotation of a GenBank genome assembly. NCBI's taxonomy places the organism in Eukaryota, Metazoa, Rotifera, Eurotatoria, Philodinida, Philodinidae.
AUGCGUAUUAAUAUUAUGGAUGAAAUUAAUGAAGAAAUUAUGCUAUUUUUGAAAGAUGAACGUGAUCAAUCUGAUCUUAUUUUUGUUAAAAAGAAUCAUUUUCCAUAUUUACAUCGUUUAGCAUUGAAAGUUUUAUGUGUUCCCGCUACGGCUGCACCUGCUGAACGGGUCUUUUCAAAAAGUGGAUUAUUGAUGAGACCACAUCGAAAUCGACUGUCAAAGGACAUGUUAUCUAAAUUAACAUUUAUUAAAUGUAAUCUUGACUUGUUGAACUGA